Messenger RNA from Gongylonema pulchrum, 465 nucleotides. Lineage: Eukaryota; Metazoa; Nematoda; Chromadorea; Rhabditida; Gongylonematidae. The record is from the annotation of a GenBank genome assembly.
AUGGUUCCGGAAGAAUGUAGAACAGCAGUGCGUUUGAUGCAAGCCAAGCAUACUGCUAUUCUACAUUCAUCCGACACCAUAUGUUACUGUGAAACACUUUGUUCAUCUCUACUAACGUUGCUGACCUAUCAUCUUUGUUGUUCCCAUUUGCCAGAUAGUGUGGAAUCGAGCCCAACUUUGGACUGCGUAGUCUCAUCGUCGUCGCUAGUCAAGAUCCACAAAUUGGAUGUUUUUGCUAAGUGGAACAGAGAUUCAUCUCUCCGUCAGCUGCCGUGGUGCGUCGUUGCUGAAUCACGCAUUUGCACAGUUGCCGAGCUGCUCGAACUUCUCACGCAGCAGUUACGCAUAAGCGAUAUCGAAUCAGCACGUCUGUGGACUAUUGAAAUUGACGGCUUACCGUUCAGGCGCUUGCUGGACAAUGAUUCACUUACUCUUAAUGAUCUCAGAAUUAAGCAUAGUGCUCAG